Vicugna pacos (alpaca) is the source of this 3090-nucleotide messenger RNA. RefSeq names its product ATPase Na+/K+ transporting subunit beta 2 (gene ATP1B2). Gene Ontology annotation, cellular component: sodium:potassium-exchanging ATPase complex. NCBI's taxonomy places the organism in Eukaryota, Metazoa, Chordata, Mammalia, Artiodactyla, Camelidae. Gene Ontology annotation, molecular function: ATPase activator activity. Gene Ontology annotation, biological process: sodium ion export across plasma membrane; intracellular sodium ion homeostasis; potassium ion import across plasma membrane. The record is from RefSeq and is a predicted model, not a curated record.
CUGCCGGCCCCGCACUGCUGAGGAGCGAAGCCUUGCUCUGGGGACCUCCUCAUCCCCGCCUGUCCCCCAACUGCGCGUCCCCGCCUCACCCCCGCGUCCAAACUACCGCUGGUGUGGCGGUCUCCGCUCGGCGGAAGAGCCUUGAGCGGUCACCCAACCCCUCUCCACAGCCUCUUUGCAUCUCGGAUUUCGGGGCGGCCCCUUCCCCCACUUCUCCCUGCCUCACUGCACCCCAAUUUUUUCUGCGCUUCGCCCGGGUUUUGCAGCCGUCUAUUUUUGCAUCCCUUUUCGUUUUACUUCUGGGAGGCUUGGGGGUGAAGCUGCGAUCGCACCCUUUUCCCUUUUUAUCUUCCCCUGCUCCGACAACCUCCCUUUUCAUCGCAGUCGGGGGGCCUAGAAUCUGUGCAUCCUACGCUGUAACGCCAGCACCCCGUGGCGCGUGGUCCUGCACCCCGGAAUUUGCAGCAGCUGCAUAUCUGAGGGGGGUCUCCCUCGCCCCCCUUGCCUUUGAUCCCCGCGCGUUAGAGUACGUGGGGAGGCUUCAUCGCGCAGCACCCCGGCUUCUCCGCAGCCCCCCGCCCCGCGCGGGACUCGCCCCCUGCCGUCAAGAUGGUCAUCCAGAAAGAGAAGAAGAGCUGCGGGCAGGUGGUUGAGGAGUGGAAGGAGUUCGUGUGGAACCCGAGGACGCAUCAGUUCAUGGGCCGCACCGGGACCAGCUGGGCCUUUAUCCUCCUCUUUUACCUCGUCUUCUAUGGCUUCCUCACCGCCAUGUUCACCCUCACCAUGUGGGUGAUGCUGCAGACUGUCUCUGACCAUACCCCCAAGUACCAGGACCGACUGGCCACGCCGGGCCUGAUGAUUCGCCCUAAGACUGAGAACCUUGAUGUCAUUGUCAACGUGAGUGAUACUGAAAGCUGGGACCAGCAUGUUCAGAAGCUCAACAAGUUCUUGGAGCCUUACAACGACUCCAUCCAAGCCCAAAAGAAUGACGUCUGCCGCCCUGGGCGCUAUUAUGAACAGCCAGAUAACGGAGUCCUCAACUACCCAAAACGUGCCUGCCAGUUCAACCGGACCCAGCUGGGCGACUGCUCGGGCAUUGGGGACCCCACCCACUAUGGUUAUAGCACUGGACAGCCCUGUGUCUUCAUCAAGAUGAACCGGGUCAUCAACUUCUAUGCAGGAGCGAACCAGAGCAUGAAUGUUACCUGCGUGGGGAAGCGAGAUGAAGAUGCCGAGAAUCUCGGCAGCUUCGUCAUGUUCCCGGCGAACGGCAACAUCGACCUCAUGUACUUCCCCUACUACGGCAAAAAGUUCCACGUGAACUACACGCAGCCCCUCGUGGCCGUGAAGUUCCUGAAUGUGACCCCUAACGUGGAGGUGAACGUGGAAUGCCGCAUCAAUGCCGCCAACAUCGCCACUGACGACGAGCGCGACAAGUUCGCAGGGCGCGUGGCCUUCAAACUCCGCAUCAACAAAACCUGAGACCCCUUCCUCCCGCCCCCACCUCUUUUCCUAUGGAUGCUUCUGGAAUGUCCACUACCUUGCCUGAGCCCUCCCUCACCCACCCCAAAGGUAUUUUUUAUAACAGAGCUAUGGCUUGUCUGAGCCUCGUGCCCCUUUCCUUUACUUCUGAGUGCAUUGUGAUUCCCUGGCUACACACAUUCUCCACCACCUUCUUCCCAUCCUAGCUCAGUCAGAGACAGGGAGACAAGACCCCAAGAUGGUCACAGAGGAGGUAGGAGCCUUUCUAGUUCUGGCAUAGCAGUGAGUGGGGCAUCCUCUUAGCUACCCACCUUCCUGCCCUCUUGUCCUGAGAGAAGGUGCCCACUCUCCCAUCCACCCACCUUCUCACUCACACACACACACACACACACACACACACGUCUCAUUUCACCCCUUAGCUUCCAGACAUGUAUGUGGCAUCCUUCUUUCUUUUUUAACUGAAGUAUGGUUGACCUAUAACACUACCUUAGUUCCAGGUGCACAGCAUAGUGAUUUAAUAUUUCUGUACAUUACAAACUGGUCACCACUGUGGCCCUCCAUCCUUCCAUUCAAGCUCUGCCACUGUCACCUUCCUCUGUCUCCCAUGCCUUCUGCCUUGUCUACGACAGUCACUGUCUCGGUGGCUUUUGUCUUGUCUGGCUCCUCUGGCUGCUCUUCCCCUACUUCUCCAUUCCUGUUCCCUCCACUGAAAGGGGACCGCUUGUGACUGAGGACAAGGUGGCUCAGUGGCCUUUUCUCUUUCCUGGCACAUCCAGCUUCUGACUGCAUGUUGACUGCAUGAGCUGGGAAUGAAAGUCUGGAAGAGAAGUCCGUGUUAGUUCUUGAAAGUUCUCUUCCUGGUCCUUCUUGUCACCCAACUAGGCACUCCUCAGAGGGGCGGGGUUGACCUAGGCUGAAUAUCCACUUUGUUUUUUCCGACGGCUCCCUUCCCCCUGUUCCCUUUCCCAGAAUAUCCUUCAAGUUCUACUUCCCAGGCGCCCUGGGGGAGGGGCAGCCAUUUUGGCUGGGUCCCCAGUGGCCACCUUGGAAACGUCAGCUGGCGACGGGAGGACUCUUCCACCUUCUUCCCCUGCGCCCAGAUCUGCCCCCACCAUCCUCCCUCUGGCUUCUCUUAGCAAGUUAUCAACUAAUCACUAACUCCUUCCCUUUCCUCCGCAUGCCAGCCUGAAAACUGCAAACACCUCCUCAAUCUGAGGCUCUGAGUUUCUUGGCCCCAUCUCCCUCAGACCCCUUUGCCUUUUUAAACAACCCCCUAGUGCCCACAGAAUGUUAAAUGAGGGACCGCCUGUGUUCUUGAAUUAGAGAGGGAUUUUAACUCUUUCUUCCCCCACACCCUUCACUUCGUCACCUCCCACUCCCCCUCCUUUUUUUUUUGAUACUGCAGCUUCCACACCCCACCUACAGAUAGACCCUUCCUGUUUUUACUCUUGCUGGAUCUGAGUCUCUUCCCUUUGGGUCCCCAUGUUUCCCUGCUCUCCCCUCUCCCCAGUGGUCUCUCUCUGCAGUUAUUUAAUGCCUGUGUCAUAUCUACUGUAAAAAGAGGAUAAAGUACAAUAAAAUGAGAGCAAUUAUAUAUAUAUAAAUAUA